Molecule: messenger RNA, 1236 nt
Organism: Prorocentrum cordatum
Lineage: Eukaryota; Dinophyceae; Prorocentrales; Prorocentraceae
Source: the annotation of a GenBank genome assembly
GCUGUGAAGUCGGGUCGGGCGAGGCGGCUCCCAGACGGCAGCGCUGGCGCAUCCGCAGCCCGCCUUUUGCCUCGAUCCAGGCCCGUGCGGCUUCAGGACUUCUCGCCCGUCGUUGCUCGAGCCGCCGCCUGUCCUGCAAUGGCGGACCAGCUGACCGAGGAGCAGAUCGCGGAGUUCAAGGAGGCGUUCUCCCUCUUCGACAAGGACGGGGACGGCACCAUCACCACGAAGGAGCUGGGCACCGUGAUGCGCUCGCUGGGGCAGAACCCCACCGAGGCCGAGCUGCAGGACAUGAUCAACGAGGUGGACGCGGACGGGAACGGAACGAUCGACUUUCCUGAGUUCUUGUCCCUGAUGGCGCGCAAGAUGAAGGACACAGACACCGAGGAGGAGCUGAUCGAGGCCUUCAAGGUGUUCGACCGCGACGGCAACGGCUUCAUCAGUGCCGCGGAGCUGCGCCACGUGAUCGCAGGCGCCUGCGGCGAAUCACCGCCGCUGCGCUGCUGGUGAAGAUUUUGCGGCCUAGAGAUGGGCAAUCAGCUUUGACCAUGUGUUGUUUUUGUGGCUCCCUCCCAGAACUUGCAGAAACGCCUCGGGGAACAUGCUGGUCGUUGGACUCUUUUUGGGCGCCGUGGGCCAGCCAGAUCAGGAGGGGCUCGGGGGCCUGCCGUGGUCAUCUGCGGGCCACCUCGGCCUGUCUUGUGGGUCUCGGGGACCAUGUCGAGAGCAUCCUGUGGCCAUUUUGACGCUGCAUGUUCAAACUCAUGGGAGGGAUUGUACUAGUGGAACCAGUAGUACACACUCGAGAUCGUAAAGUAACCAUGUGCUACGACAUCUGAGCUUUUCGGGGCUGACAUCCUUGGAGGGUCCGUUUCAAGGGGCGCCCCCACGACCUCGGGGAUACUUGAACGAACACGUAUGCUACCUCAUGAGCAGCUUGUGCCGCGCAGCUUGUUUGUCUCCACCCGGGGGGCCGGCCGAUGACCAACCUCGGAGAGAAGCUCACCGACGAAGAGGUUGACGAGAUGAUCCGCGAGGCCGACGUCGAUGGUGACGGCCAGAUCAACUACGAGGAAUUUGUGAAGAUGAUGAUGGCAAAGUGAGGUGCUGCCGCUGUUUUGCGGCAGGUCCUCUGAUGUGAUGACCGCUCGGCCACCGUCGAAUUCAAAUAUCAUGGAUCGCGCUGUCAAGCUGUAGACCCCGCCUCGAACCCAGAGGUAAAAUCAGCACAAAGGC